This is a messenger RNA of Manihot esculenta (cassava), 1443 nucleotides long. RefSeq names its product zinc finger CCCH domain-containing protein 13. The record is from RefSeq and is a predicted model, not a curated record. Lineage: Eukaryota; Viridiplantae; Streptophyta; Magnoliopsida; Malpighiales; Euphorbiaceae. Bases 181 to 1263 code for a protein of 360 amino acids. Gene Ontology annotation, molecular function: mRNA binding. The transcript is spliced from 9 exons.
AUUCACAUAGACUGGAGCGCGUGGGCACGUGCGUUCGAUUACCAGUGGGCAGGAGCAGUAGAAAAUAUUAGAGGAAAUGCAGAGAGGAGGUAGACCGCAGGGGCAAAAAGACGACAACCGCUCCAAGGGGCAAUUUCUGGCGAACCGAUAGAUUAAAUUCAGAAUAAAAUAACUGAGAAAAUGACGAUAGACGAUGAAAACUCUAUAUACGUUGGGGGGCUUCCUUACAGUGCUACCGAGGACACCGUUCGCAGAGUAUUCGGUCCCUACGGCGCCAUCGUCGCCGUUAAGAUUAUUAAUGACCAUGGGACAAGGGGAAAAUGCUAUGGCUUUGUUACUUUUAGAAAUCCAAGGUCAGUCAUUGAUGCCAUCAAUGACAUGAAUGGCAAGACUAUUGAUGGGCGAGUUGUCAGAGUAAAUGGAGUGACAACUAGAGGGGGGAGAUCAAAUUUUGGUCGAGAACGAUUUCGACAUAAUAUAGAGAGGGGUGUGGACUGGGAUAAGGGUAGAGAUCGAGAAAGGGAUUAUGAUCGUGACAGGGACAGGUAUGGAGAACGGUAUAGUGAUAGGUCCAGAGAGCGUGCAAGGUCUUGGGACCGUGAUGAAGAUGAGGAAAGACGAUAUGAGGCUGCACAUGAUCAUGGUCAGGCAAGGGAUGAUUUCUUGGAUAAAGAUCAUAGCCGAGAGAUAGACCUGGUUGGUAAUGAACAAGAAGAAGGAAGGAACAACAGUUGGAAUCAGGAAAGAGGUCGAGAUUUACAUUGGGAUCAAGAAAGGGAGAUGGAUGGAACUAAUGAUGAUCAUGAACUUGUUGACAAGGAUAAAGAUCCAGAAUUAGGGAAACACAAUGAUUCUAGAUAUAAUGAUCAACAUAGUAGGGAAAUGUCUUCAGAUACUAGUGAUGAUUACAAUGAUGAGGUAAAAGAAAGAUUGGAGAGAUCAAUUCAGAGGCGUGAUGAACUUAAAAAGGAGAUCUCUGAGAUGGAAGAGAGGUUAGAAGAGAAACAGCAACUUGUUUCAAAUUUGCGGAAAAGAACUCAGAAGCUGGAGGAUGCUUUGAUUGCUGCAAAGAAGCGCUCUUCACAUAAUAAGGUGCAAUUGACCAAGCUGCAUAAAAGUUUUCUGCAAGUGAAAGAAUACUCUGAAAGACUUAAGAGUUGUGAACAGGAACUUCAGUCUCUUGUUGAUUCAACAAUGAUAGAAAGUGAUGUGGCUGAUGAUGUUGGAAUGAGGGAUGGAGUUCUAAUACACGGCAAUGCUUGAUUUUGGUGCAGAAGAUUAGUGAAAAGAUUUACUUUAUGGAUGAAGAUAUGUACUUUGUAAUGCUUGACUCUGCUCAGUAAUUGUGAUGUAAUUUCGUUUUUAAACUAAGUAGAAAUAUCAGAUAUUGCUCUGCUCCUUCCAAUUUGAGUUAUCUAACUACCAAUCUCAUCUUUCUGAUUC